Messenger RNA from Fraxinus pennsylvanica, 375 nucleotides. NCBI's taxonomy places the organism in Eukaryota, Viridiplantae, Streptophyta, Magnoliopsida, Lamiales, Oleaceae. The record is from the annotation of a GenBank genome assembly.
AUGGAAGCAAAACCUUCUUUAUCUAUUCAAAGAUCAGGUCCAAGACAACUUAGUAACUUUGGGGUUUCUGGUACUAUGUCGUCUUCUUUUCCUGUUCAGCAGAUUCAAAGAAAUCUGCUGCUUCGAAUAGAAGAACAAAGGCAUCACCUUCAGAUGAUGUUUGAGAAGCAGUGCAAGUCGGGCAUGAACAUGCUCAAGGGGACUUCAUCUGCGACUGAGAACUCCUUAAAGGAGUUCAUAGAUUCAGUGGGAAAUGCUCUAUCCAAAUCUGAUUCAGGAGUACCAGUCGACAGUAGGGAAACAGGCAGGAAAUCAUCUAAUGUACCAGAAAGGGAAAAUUCACGGGAUGUGGGAGAGAAACAUAAAGCUCACUAG